Molecule: messenger RNA, 3273 nt
Organism: Homarus americanus (American lobster)
Lineage: Eukaryota; Metazoa; Arthropoda; Malacostraca; Decapoda; Nephropidae
Exons: 13
Coding region: 177-2858 (893 amino acids)
Molecular function (GO): chitin binding
Source: RefSeq, a predicted model, not a curated record
GUAUACGACGACCACGACGGUCUAUACUUUCUAUCUGUAGAUGGCUCUCCUGGACCCCAGCAGUGGCCACAGAGAGCCAGGCAGCAGCAGCGGGAGUAGAGCCAGAACUAGUAUACCCGGCCAGUUCUCACAAGACGAUUUCACACAGCACAGGAGUCAGUUUUUUGAGGCGAAGUAUGGGCGUUCUCCUCUUGGUGCUGUUGUACGCGGCCUCCACCAGGGCUGCUAAGACAUACACCAUCACCACCACCUGGAACGGGGGAGCCAUCGACCAUAAGCCCGUGCAGUUGACGCUCUCCCCCAGCAGCGACCAGCAGUACCUGGAGUUGAGUAUUGAUGCCCCCUUCUUCAACGACCCCCCAUCGCCCCCAGGACCUGCAGGACAAGCAUUCUAUGGACUUUGGAAUUAUGAAGUGGUGGAGGCGUUCUUCCUUAACGAUGACAACCAGUACUUGGAGGUGGAGGUGUGCCCGUGGGGGCAACACAUUGUACUGAUGUUGAGUGAACAGAGGGUCACUAUCCGUCACUCGUUGCCUCUGGAGGUCACCACCCAGAGGAACCCCACAACCAAAUCCUGGACUGGCCUGGCCAAGAUUCCCAUCACCUAUUUACCUCCUACAGUGACAAAGUUCAAUGCAUACGCUAUCCAUGGAUCAGGCAAGGACCGAAUGUACGAGAGCCUCUACCCAGCUCCGGAAAAUGCAUCCAACCCAGACUUCCAUGCCCUCCAGUACUUCCAGCCAAUCAACAUGUCAGAACUACUCCCAGACCAACCCAAUGCUCCCAUGAGUGAACUCUGGGAAGAUGCUCUGCAGGGAGUGUUCCCGUACAAUAUUACAACAACAUGGAACAACUUGCCUGUGCCCAACACUCCAGUCCAGUUUACUCUCCAGGGCUUCCAGGCUGGAGUGGAGUUGAACGUGACGGCUCCCUUUUACAACGACCCUGCCCCUAAUGGUACUGCAGGCCAGCCAUUCUAUGGUCUGUGGGAUUAUGAAGUGGUGGAGAUGUUCUUCCUAAACGACAACGACGAGUACCUGGAGGUGGAGUUGGGACCCUGGGGCGAACACCUUCUGCUUCUCUUAAAGGGAGAAAGGAAUACCAUCAAGCACUCCCUCCCUCUUGAUUUCCUUGUCACAGAGAGAACCAUGCCCAUUGAAAAUAAGCCAGGUAUAUGGAAAGGGUCAGCCAUGAUCCCCCCAGGUUACUUCCCACCCAAUGUGACGCGCAUGAAUGCGUACGCCAUCCACGGUGUAGAUGAUGCCAGGGACUACCAGGCCCUCCAUCCCGCCCCCAACAAUGACCCAGACUACCCUCAGCCCGACUUCCACCGACUCAGUCUCUUCAGGGCCAUCGACUUUGAGUUCCAAUUGUCGAACAACAGUGAAUAUUCAGAUGUGUGGCUGGACGCGAUGGCCUCCAGUAGCACCACGAUCUCGCCGGAGUUUGAGACUGAGGCGGCGAUGGAAACUGUAACACUUUUGGGGCUAGCUGAAACUACGCCCGAACCAACUCCAACCCCAACAACACCUCCCCAACAAGAGGAGGAACCUGUGAACAAGACUGUAUUCAGGCAAGAUGCAGCAACAAUAAGAAGAAGGCAUCGGCCUCAGCCUCAGAGGGUGUUGAGCACUGAUAUCCGUGGCCAGCGUCGGGAUGAGGAUCACCUGUCUACACAGACAUCUCGUCAAGGACCUCGUCCAGUACCAACACCCCAACGUGUCACGUCCGGUAUUGACCAGUUCCAGCGUCGUCGGCUGCAGCAGCCUGGAGUUCAGCCCCCAAGUCAAAGUCUCACAGAGGGCCAACAAAUCACACCUCAAAAUGAGCAGGAAUCUGGUCAGGUGUUCCAGGAUAAAAGAUUUUCACAACAUCAACAAACUGAAAUCCCCCAAAAGUUCUCUCAAGGUGAUCCACAUUUCCAAGAAGAAAGAUUCCCGCAGCAGACACCUCAGUUCCAGGAUCAAAGGCAGUCUUCUCAAGGGGAAUCACCAUCCCAUGACCAGAGAUUCUCACAACAAGCACCGAAUUUGCAAAAUGAAAGACCCCGUGAAGAGCACCCAGAGAUACCCAACCAACAUUUCCAGCAACAGGUCCCUGACCGUAGAUUCCAGCUACAAGGUCAACAGGCCCCUAACCAAAGAGUCCAACAAGAAGGUCAACAGGUCCCUGACCAAAGAUUCCAGCUACAAGGUCAACAGGUCCCUGACCAACGAUUCCAGCAACAAGGUCAACAGGUCCAGGACCAGAGAUUCCAGCAACAAGGUCAACAGGUCCAUGACCAGAGAUUCCAGCAACAAGGUCAACAGGUCCAGGACCAGAGAUUCCAGCAACAAGGUCAACAGGUCCAGGACCAGAGAUUCCAGCAACAAGGUCAACAGGUCCAUGAUCAGAGAUUCCAGCAACAAGGUCAACAGGUCCAGGACCAGAGAUUCCAGCAACAAGAUCAACAGGUCCAGGACCAGAGAUUCCAGCAACAAGGUCAACAGGUCCAGGACCAGAGAUUCCAGCAACAAGGUCAACAGGUCAUUGAUCAGACUGAUAGUGUUCUAGGCUCAGAACCAAGUCUAACCACACUUCCAGAGAUUGACUUGGAAACAGACACCACUAUCCCUGAUGUGGAAGCUGCUAUGGAAACUUUGGCUGAGCAAACUGCUGCCUUACCACCCCCGCACCCUGUCUGUUUUGAACCAGGCCUGGUGGUUGACCAAAGUCGGUGCUACGUAUUCCAUGAGUGUGUGCUGGAGGAUGGUGUUUGGCAGAUGUAUUCUUGGAGGUGCCAAAGAGGACAUGUGUACGACCCCAUCAAUGUGGCUUGUGUCCGUGGAAGGUGCCAGAGGCGGCGUAGAGGAAGGUAAAGCCAUUGGUCAUGUUUAUGUCUGCAGAGGUUGAAUGAUGAGACAGCUGUAAUGUGAUGAUGAGAAUUGGAUUGAAUAUUACAGUACAGAGUUUGUAUUGAAGACAGUUAAAAAAAUUACUCAUUAAAGUGCCUGAAUUUUUUUGUGUGGGUUGAAGUGCCUGAUUUUGUCUCAAAGUGCCUGACUUUAUGAUUGUAUCUUUUUGUGUAUGUCUAUGUGAGAGUGGAAGCGAGGAUGUUUAAAAUAGUGUAAAAUGUGUGUCAAAUACAUAUUAGAAGGCUUUAAUUCACUGUUCUUUAUCUUGAUAAUGAUGUCGAAAUAAUGGAAAUAAGAAAUACAAGGUAGAGGAACCCUUGUUAUUUUUGUUCUUGAGUGAACAGGUUGUUAUAUGUUACAAUAAAAGUGUGAUACUGUA